This is a messenger RNA of Maniola jurtina (meadow brown), 1607 nucleotides long. RefSeq lists its product as uncharacterized. NCBI's taxonomy places the organism in Eukaryota, Metazoa, Arthropoda, Insecta, Lepidoptera, Nymphalidae. The transcript is spliced from 5 exons. Bases 68 to 805 code for a protein of 245 amino acids. The record is from RefSeq and is a predicted model, not a curated record.
GUAGCUAGGCUAGGCCGGCUAGGAGUUGCAGGCGCAUGUAACGGACAGUGCAGUUCGCGCUUGCAGUAUGUGCGCGCGCGCCUUCGCGGUCGUCGCGCUUUGCGCUUGCGCGAUCACGGCUGCGCGCGCUAUCCAGCCCUCAGCGCGAAUAUACGUUGACGUAUCAUCAAGAACGAAAACACCGAGACCCACUCAUCUCUUCGAAAGCGAUGAUGUGGAGAAAAGGUACACCCCAGAGCUGGUGCAAGAACUCCAAGCCACGAAGGACAAUGCUCUCCUCCUGUACACGGAGUACACUUCAGCCGCUGCUGGGGAUAUGAAGGCGUUCAUACAGAAUGUGACCUCACUACUGCAGGAUACUAUCAGGUCUAUGGAGACCAGGGUUCUGCAACUGGCGAACCGACGUUGCCGCGACGAAUUUGAGAGGAACAUAAAGAAGAUAGAGAUGGACGCCCAUCGCGCCGCUGUGUUCAGCGGAGAGAACCACCACAAGUUCUUUCUGGGGCAUAUGAUCGUGUUUAGAAUGCAUCUGAAUAAGAGUCAAGAUUACGUGCAAAGAUGUCAAAAGAUUAAUAGAGGCUGUGGUACUCCUUGUGAAACCACACCAAGAAUGGUACGAUGGCGGCGGCUGGCUCAACUAGAAAUGAAUCGUGUAAAGGAUGACAUCCAACACUCUCGCCGCUCGUACAAGGACCUGCUAGUACACUCUCGCCGGAAACUGAAGCAUUUGCGGCAGGAGGCGCACUUGCGCGCGAACACCGCCAUCGCGGCGGUAGAACAAUGUGUGAAGAAUACCAAGUGUUAGUUUUUAACCAGUAUCCAUCAUCAACAUUUCUUCCAUUUGAUCGGAUCCAAAGGCGGGCUGUUCGAAUUGUGGACGAUCCCAAACUAACUGGCUCGUUUGGCCGCAGAGAUAUUAGCUCUCUUUUCGUAUUUUAUCGACUUUAUAAUGGGGAGUGCUCUGCCGAGCUGUUUGACCUCAUUCUACCCUUCUCUCACCACCUGGGUGCAUAAUACACAUCGACCACCCGUUGUGCCAGAUACUUUUAUUAACACACAUGCGAACUGUGGAAUCAACUCUCAUCGGCGGUGUUCCUGAUAGAUUAUUUAUUCAAGGGGUGGACCAACAGAUUCCUGAACGCAACGCAUCGGCCUCUAGUACCUCUGGUGUACCUCUGUAGUACCUCUGGUGCUACAAAUGUUCAUGGGCGGCGGUAACCACUUAACACCAGGUGACCCGCCUGCUCGUUUGCUCGCUAUUUUUUAUUAAAAGAAACCGAUAGACGUUCACUGCUGAUCCACUGUCUCCCUGCAACUCGCUUGAUGUCCAUCCCAACGCUGUGCAACGGUUCAAAUAUAAAAAAUCGGUCUAGUGCGACUCAGAGUCGCACUCGAAGGGUUCCGUACUAUCGUAGAAGAAAUAACACUUUUUUUUUCAUGGCGGCGAUUUUGAAAUUUUCAGUAUUUGUUACACGUUCGGUAAAACUUUCAACUCUCUACCUAUCACGGUUAACGACAUACACCCUGCUGAAACACAGACGGACAAACGGACGUAGGUACAGCAGAAGCCUAGUUAUAGGGUCCCGUUGGCAUCCUUGGGGUACGGA